Messenger RNA from Galdieria sulphuraria, 1788 nucleotides. RefSeq names its product D-3-phosphoglycerate dehydrogenase. The transcript is spliced from 7 exons. Lineage: Eukaryota; Rhodophyta; Bangiophyceae; Galdieriales; Galdieriaceae. The record is from RefSeq and is a predicted model, not a curated record. The coding region runs from base 56 to 1675 and encodes 539 amino acids. Gene Ontology annotation, molecular function: phosphoglycerate dehydrogenase activity; NAD binding. Gene Ontology annotation, biological process: L-serine biosynthetic process.
UUUGUCAAAUUAUUUGUCAUUGGUUUGUUGUGUAAGGCGGAGGAAGCUUCUGUCGAUGGAGAAUGGUUAUCGUGACCGUAUUCUUGUCACAGAAAAACUAUCAGAUGAAGGAGUUGCUAUCUUGCAAAAAGACUUUAUUGUCGACUCGAAAUAUGGUUUGUCACCCGAGGAAUUGUUGAACGAAAUUCCUCAAUAUGACGCGUUGAUCGUUCGUUCUGCUACCAAAGUCAACAGGGAACUCAUUCUUGCAGGAAAGAAGCUCCGAGUGGUUGGUAGAGCUGGCGUUGGAGUCGACAAUAUUGACUUGCAAGCAGCAACUGAGAGAGGUAUUCUUGUGGUCAAUGCACCAACUGGAAACUGUAUAGCAGCUGCAGAACAUACAAUCGCACAUAUUUGUGCAUUGUCAAGGUUUCUCACUUCUGCAGACGCUGGUUUGAAACGAGGUAUAUGGGACAGAAAUGCGUACAUUGGAACUUCACUUGAAGGAAAAUGGCUGGGAGUCGUUGGCCUUGGACGCAUCGGUAGAGAAGUGUCUCGUAGAGCAAAAGGUCUAGGAAUGAAAGUAUUGGCUUUCGAUCCCUACACUUCAGAAGAGACCGCCAAGAGUUUAGGAGUGAAUUUAGAACCGUUGGAAACUGUGUUUAGCAAUAGCGAUUUUAUAACGUUGCACGUACCACUUAUAGAAACGACUCGUAAUAUGGUGAACCGAGAACUCCUGUCGAAAGUCAAACCUGGUGCAAGGCUUCUCAAUAUAGCUCGCGGUGGGCUGAUUGAUGAGGAAGCUUUGUUAGAGUAUUUGAAUAAUGGAAGACUUGCAGGAGCUGGUAUUGACUGUUUUGUGACGGAGCCUCCUUCAAAGAUCCCCGAUUCUCCUUCUGAACGGUUGUCAAAGCACCCGAAGGUCUUGGCAACUCCUCAUCUUGGAGCUUCAACGGUGGAAGCUCAGCUUGAUGUUGCUAUCGAAAUUGCGGAGGCUGUGAUGUCGGCGCUUUGUGGUGAGUUGGUUCCUACGUUAGUCAACGCCCCUGCAGUUUCUUCCGAUGCUUUGGUGUAUUUGAAGCCUCGUGCCUUAUUGGCUGAAAGAUUAGGACGUCUAGCAUAUUCAUUAGCAGGUGGAACUUUUUCUGGUGACAUAACUAUUCACUUUUACAGCAAUGAUGGAGACGACGGAGAAUCUCGUUUGAUUAGAACUGGUGUUAUCAAAGGUCUCAUGGAACCCGGGAGUGAUCAUGUUAUUAAUGUUGUGAAUGCUGAUAUGGUAGGCAAGGUCCAUGGAUUGCAGAUAACAGAAAUAAAAAGGAGAUGUGUUGGAGAAGAGAAUUGUAUUACAUUGCAAAUGAAAGGCAGUCCUCCAAUAAAGGGACGUGUUAUCGGAAACAGACCACAUGUGACCUGCAUUGGUGAAUUUGAAGUAGACCUCGUUCUAGAAGGUCUAGUACUUGCCUAUUAUCAGGUUGACAUGCCAGGACAAAUAGGAAAAGUGGGAAAUAUUCUGGGACAAGCUAAUGUGAACAUCUCUUUUAUGACUUUGGGUCGUCAUUUACCGUCGAGAAUGGCGCUAGUUUUAUUAGGUUUGGAUAGUAUACCUGAUACGAAGACAUUGGAAAAAAUCCGCGCAGAUGUGGGAUUGGAGAAGAGGCCUGUUCUAUUGGACUUGGAUGGCAAUCCUGGAUAAUUUUGUUGAUUAUAUAGAAGUUUGUUAUUAUUCGCCAAUAAAUUGUGCAAUUACUUUGACAUAAUUCUUAUAGAAUUACCAAUAUGCAACAAGUUCCUCAGCGUUUUUCCAAA